Messenger RNA from Leguminivora glycinivorella, 1443 nucleotides. RefSeq names its product phosphatidylglycerophosphatase and protein-tyrosine phosphatase 1 (gene PTPMT1). Gene Ontology annotation, molecular function: phosphatidylinositol-4,5-bisphosphate 5-phosphatase activity; protein tyrosine/serine/threonine phosphatase activity; phosphatidylglycerophosphatase activity. Gene Ontology annotation, biological process: protein dephosphorylation. The transcript is spliced from 6 exons. NCBI's taxonomy places the organism in Eukaryota, Metazoa, Arthropoda, Insecta, Lepidoptera, Tortricidae. The record is from RefSeq and is a predicted model, not a curated record. The coding region runs from base 76 to 663 and encodes 195 amino acids.
GUGCAAGCAGAAGCAUUUUCAAAGGAGCACGCACAACAAAAUUAAUUCAAUCGCCCCACCACGAUCGCUUUCACCAUGGGCACAGCAAUGUUCGCGCGGGUGACGUUCUAUCCAACCUUAUUAUACAAUGUGGUGAUGGAAAGGAUGACCAGCCGGCGCUGGUAUGAUCGGAUGGAUGACACGGUGAUCCUUGGUGCCCUGCCUUUCCAGGGGAUGACGAAACAGCUGAAGGAGAAUGAAAACUUAAAAGCUGUAGUGUCCAUGAAUGAGACAUAUGAAUUAAAGCUAUUUUCAAAUGACGCUGAGAAAUGGCGCGAGAACGGCGUAGAAUUCUUACAGCUAGCGACCACAGACAUAUUCGAGACACCGGACCAAGACAAGCUGUACGAAGGAGUUAGGUUCAUUAAUAGGUUUCUGCCCCUCAACAGUAAAAUAAAGAGGAUAACAAGUGAAAACCCAGUGAAUAGUGGCACUGUGUACGUGCACUGCAAGGCCGGACGGACCCGCAGCGCGACACUAGUGGGGUGCUACCUUAUGAUGAAAAACGGCUGGUCCCCAGCAGAGGCGGUAGAGCACAUGCGUACUCGACGGCCGCACAUACUACUACACACGAAACAGUGGGAGGCGCUGCAGAUAUUCCAUAAGAACCACGUGCAGGCGUAGCUAAUAGCGACAUAGACAACAAAUACAUAAAUCAGGAUCGAAUAUCUACAUUAGCCGGGUCCACAGGUCCACACUGGCCGCACGCCUCGCGAGGCAAAACGUCCGUGCUCAUGUGCGCACGUUUGCCUCGCCCGAGCAAAUUUGCUCGAAAAGAUGGCGGCCCUUGGCCAGCUGUUCGAAAUAGUAUGUCGAUAUUCUCUAUCUCUGCAUAUUUCUUUGGAGUACGUAAGGUUACAGGCAGUAGGUUUAGAUAGGAAAUGUUUUUAAUUAAAUCAAUUAUUCAUCUAACAACCAUACCACAUCAUAACCAGACAUAGACAUGUAAGUCUUUUCUAUUCUCCGUGCGGAAAGCGUCAGCACUCCGCGUUAAACGAAGUUGCCGCUUUCCUGCUCCUGAAAAAUCGCUAAGUGGUCGUUUUGAAUCUGGACCUUAUUUUUUAUUUUUGCAUAUUUUGUAAAGUAAUUAUAAUAUGUAGUAUUUUUUCUACCUCCAAAUAUGUAAAAAUAAGCUCAUAUCUGUUAUUUUGUGAAGUACAUGUAAAAUAAAAUAUAAAUUUAUAUAUUUACCAUUAUGACUUGUGUGGCUACUAGAACUAAAUAAAUAGAUGAAUUAUUUAUGUUUAUGUGUAGUAUUAAAUGAUUUGAAGCUAUUUUCAUUCAAGAGCCAUAGCUUAUUUUUUAAUCAAUGACAAAAGAACAAUGCAUAACAUGUGCUCAAAUUAUUUUUGUAAAUAUAGUCACUGCUAUUUUAAGAUUUAAAUUAAAUAGUUACCUGUGGUA